UUAUUAUAAGGUUCAUUUUUUUUGGGUAGAUGUGUGGUUGACUUCCUUUGCUAGUUCGAUUCAAAAACCAUCUGCCCCUGGUUCCAUUUUGCAGUUCCGAUUAGACAUAAUCGUUGAACAGAUGGAGAACCCGGGCAGCAAGUACGACGUGUUCUUGAGCUUUAGAGGCGAAGAAACACGCAUGGGCAUCACGGACCACCUCUACUGUACAUUAAAAGACUACAAGUUCAAUGUCUUUCUGGACGAGGACGAAUUACCUAGAGGGGAUGCUAUAUCAGAAGAACUGACGCGAGCAAUCAAAGGGUCCAAACUUGCUGCCAUCGUGUUCUCAAAGCGUUAUGCGGAGUCCAGAUGGUGUCUUCAGGAGCUGGUGCAGAUCAUGGAGUGCAGAAAACGGGGUCAACUUGUUUUUCCGAUUUUCUACGAUGUUGAUCCUUCAGAUGUCAGGCAUCAGACUGGUAGUUUUGCAACCGCGUUUCAGAACCAUGAACAAAAGUUUACGGAAGAAAAAGUCCAGGAGUGGAGAGAGGCACUUACUGCAGCUGCAGAGUUGAGCGGCGAGCAUUUUCGAGUGAAUAACGGGCGUGAAGCAAGGUUUAUCAGGAAAGUUGUUGAGGAGAUCGCUAUAAAACUGCAGAAUGGAUGCUUAAAUGUAGCCGCAAAUCCAGUUGGAAUAGAUUCUCGCCGCCAAAAAAUCAGUAAUUAUUUUGAUGUUGGAGGAUCAAAUGUUGUUCGCAUAAUUGGAAUUUGGGGGAUGUGCGGGCUAGGUAAGUCAACAAUUGCAAAAGCCAUUUUCAACACAUACCAGGACAGGUUUGAUGGUGCAUGUUUUCUUGAAAAUGUGAGAAAUGAGAAAAUGGUUGAUUUGCAAAACAUUCUUCUGUCUAAAAUCUUGAGAUCGGCCAACAUAAAUGUGAGUACAGUCAAUGAAGGGACGGAGGAGAUAAAAACAAGACUUCGCAACAUAAGGGUUCUUGUCAUAAUUGAUGAUGUAGACAGUGUGAGACAGAUAAAUGCAUUAGCUAUAAAACAUGACUCGUUUGGUCCGGGAAGUAGAAUUGUUAUAACAACAAGAGAUAAAAAUUUGCUAAAGACACCUGAAGUGGUGGAUGAUGCAUGUUCUCUACCGACAAUGAAUAACAAUGAAGCUCUUGAGCUCCUUAGUUGGCAUGCGUUUCGAAAAAGUUCUCCUAAUGAAGGAUAUCUCAAAGUCUCAAGAGAAGCUGUUGAUUAUUGUGGGGGUUUACCACUUGCACUUGAAGCUGUAGGUUCUUACCUAUGUACAAAAACCACAAGUGAAUGGACAGAUGCAUUGAAAAAAUGGAAAAGACUACAGCCUAGCAUAACUCAUGAAAUUUUUAAGGUAAGUUAUGACGGGCUUACUGAUGACAAGGUGAAGGAUAUAUUCCUUGACAUAUCCUGUUUCUUUAUUGGAAUGAACAAGCACCAUGUCAUGGCAAUAUUGGAUGGGUGUGACAGUAAUCCAGCAAUAGGUAUUAAGGAACUCGAGGAGCGAUGCCUUGUAACUGUUGAUCCAGAAGGCAAUCUGAUGAUGCAUUGUUUGAUUCGAGACACGGGCAGAGAAAUUGUACGUGCUAAAUCCCCUAAGAAGCUUGAAAGUCGCUGUAGAUUGUGGCAUCAUGAGGAUGUAAAACACGUAUUGACGAAAAAAUGUGAAAAGAAAAAAAUCGAAGGAAUCACUUUAGAUUUUUCAGAACCUGACAAGCUUAGCGUCAGUACAGAAGCAUUCAGAAUGAUGCUGAACCUGAGAUUACUCAAAAUAAGAGGCGUAAAGUUCACUGGAGACUGCAAACAUCUUCCCGAAGAGUUAAGAUGGUUAAGUUUGUCUGACUUUCCUCUGCAGGCCAUACCAGAAGAUUUUAAUCAACCAAACGUAGUUGAUGUCGACCUGAGUUAUAGCAAUAUAAAAGUCUGGAAUGACAACGUGUCACUUGAAAAGUUGAAGUUUCUCAAUCUUGGUUAUUGUGAUCACCUGAAACAAUCACCAGACUUUUCAAGAAUCCCAAAUAUUGAGAUAUUGAUACUCGAAGCCUGUAAGAGUUUGUCCGAGAUUCACCACUCUGUAGUACAAUUGAAGAACCUUAAGUAUUUAUCUGUUGCAAAAUGCAAAAAUCUUGAGGAAAUCCCAGAUUUACCAACAAAUUUGGAAAUCCUGAAAGCGGAUGAGUGCAUUGCAUUGAAAAAGAUGCCAGAUUUUUCGGAAAUGUCGAGUAUGGUAGAACUGCAUCUGAAUCACUCCCCCAAACUCACUAAGAUUCUAGGCUUGCAUAAGUCGUUAAACACUAUGAGAAGGAUUCAUAUGGAAGGGUGCACCAAUCUCACUGCUGCUUUUAGAAAAGCAAUCCUACAGGGAUGGAGCGCGAGCAGAAAUGGUGAUCUUUUUUGCCCAGGAAAUGAUCUUCUAUCAGGGUUUACAUGCGUUGACCCUAAGGAUGAAAUAGUUUCUGCUCUUUUUAUCCCCGGAAAUGAUCUUCCAUCAGGGUUUACAUGCGUUGACCCUAAGAAAGAAAUAGUUGUGCCGCAAUGUUUUGGUGAUGAUGCAAAGGCAUUGACUCUGUGCAUCGUUUAUUCUUGCAACGACUCCCAAUCUAGUGAUUCUCUUUGCAUCUGUGUUGAAAAUCGUACCAAAGAAACUGAGAUUUCAAGCUCUCCAAUGUUUGCCACCGUACUAAAUCGCCAUGAAAGUAAUAUUUGGCUGGGACAUUUAUCAAACAAUACGCUUAAAGUGAACGCUGGGGACAAGAUAAAUGUUGGUGCAAGCUUUGUAGGACACGGGAGUACAGACGAUAUUCAUCUGAGGGUGCAGAAAAUAGGGGUUUACCUGGAGCAGGAAAAUGUAGUCGAUGAAUUUUCCAAUCCUAUGACACUUUCCAGUGAGUAUGACAAGGAGGUCAAUCUUAUGCAAGACGAGGUGAGACUCUUAUCUGAGGAGAAUCUAUCUCGUAAAAGACAGAGGUAUGACAAGGAUGUCAAUCUUAUGCAAGACCAGGUGAGACUCUCAUCUGAGGAGAAUGGAUCUCGUAAAAGGAGGGGGUAUGACAAGGAUGUCAAUCUUACGCAAGACCAGGUGAGACUCUCAUACGAGGAGAAUCGAUCUUGUAAAAGACUGAAGUCUAACGGUGUUGUAAGAAAUGCACAAUAAAUUGAUGCCCCAAUAAACAGCUGCAUGGACUAGGAGGAAAAAGAAAAAAAGGUCCAGUGGGUAAAGAUGACAAUAAAUAAUCAAAUGGAGCAAUUUGGAACAGUUUUGGACUUGGGUUGGAUAGCAUAUGGUUUGGACAUUUUGGUGUUUAAAAGGCGUUGAACGUGUGCUAAAAUCUGAAGGAAUCCUAGUUAAAGAGAUUGGAAGUUCAAAAAGAGCUUCCCAUGUGUUGCUAGCUGUUUGUGCACUCAUGCUUCCUUCACACUACCUUCCCAUGUGCUGCUAGCUGUUUGUGCACUCAUGCUUCCUUCACACUACCUUUCCAUGUGUUGGCUGAAACUGUCGAUUCCUAUCAGUGGAAAGACAACAGAAAGAUAGCAGAAAAUGUGUGUGUAAAAGGCCCAAAGUUGCUGCAUGUGUUUGACAAGGUGUAAAGACAUUGAACACCAUCAUUUGUUUUGCAUGUGUUAGUCCUUGCUUUGUGUUGUUUAUCAAAGCCACUUGUAUGGUUAUUUACUUUUCUGACAUGUAUAAAUAAGCCUUCUUGUAAGGCUUUGCGGCAUCCCAUUUGAAUCCCAUUCCAUCUACAAGGGAUCAGUUUGUAAACCUUACUUUCCAAAUUUCUCUCUAUCUUUGCUUUAAGUUUCAAUGUUUAUUUUAGAAUAUUUUUCGUUUA
Molecule: messenger RNA, 3839 nt
Organism: Malus domestica (apple)
Lineage: Eukaryota; Viridiplantae; Streptophyta; Magnoliopsida; Rosales; Rosaceae
Source: RefSeq, a predicted model, not a curated record